AAAACAAAACAAAUAAAUAGAAACGGAGGGAGUAUUUUUAUUACAUUAUUGUAUCUUUUCUUUUAUAAAAGAGAUUUGAUUUACUAUUGGAGUGUGGUGAGAAUAGACAAGUGGGAACUCAACAACCAACAUACGAAAAUUGUCAACAGAUGAAUGGACGAUGGCAAUGCCAUUAAGAACGGUGAAGAUGAGGUUAGCUCAAACUUAGGGGGCAGUGAAAGGAAUGCAGUAUUUUUAUCCAAAAAAAAACUGAAGUUAUUAUUAUCGAAUAAAAAAUAACCCAAACGUUGUUCUUAUUCUGGUGUGUUUCACAAGGGUUAUUAUAAUAUAUAUAUAUAUAUAUAUUUAUAAAUUUUUACUAAACUAAGCCGAACUUGACGGUUCUAAUGUGAAACUAGUAACAGUGAAUACGGUUUUGGGACCCAGUAAGUACAAUCUUUUUCCACAACUUCUUGAGGAAGGAGUUUUUGCUCUACAUAUAUUUCUUUUUCACCUCCGACUUAGAUUUCAGGGGAGCACCUCCAUUGUUCCUUCUUCUCUUAGACGAAAAAUAUUCCCAUGUCAUAGCUGGAAUUAGUCUUGGCUUUUGUUUCCAUCAUCUUGUUGAGUUACUCUUUUUGUUUCUACCCAUGAGCGGCUGUAGCUGCAACGACAUUGUGGGAUACAGAUUCCACCCAACUGAUAAGGAACUGAUCGAUCAUUAUCUAUGGAAUAAGACACUCGACCGUGAUUCUGCUGUCCAAGCUAUUGGUGAAGUCGCCGGUGACCUCUGCGACUGGGAAUCUGGAGAGUUAUGCAGGUUUUCAGAUACAAUGAUGAUGAAACUUGUUAUGAAAAAACUCCAGGGUCAAGAAGACAACCAAAAUUGGCAGCAAGAAGACUUUGGUUUUCUAACAGGGUCCUGUUCCAAAAGAAAAUGGAGCCUUGGUCAGAAAUUUUCGGAUAUUAAUGUUGAUGAGCUACUGACAGACUUGAGAAAGAUAAAUGGCUUCAACAAACUUGGAAAUGAGGUUGCUUCUGCACAAAAAGUAUGAAGCAAGUGUCUUCUACAUCAUUCUUGUACAACUUCACUGAUGAUUUUGAUGGGGUUCAAAAUCAAUCUAGCACCAAUGAACAGAAUGAUGAGUUAUAUCUCGAAUCUUUUACAUUACAAUCACGAGGAACAUGUUCCUUCUUGUAAUGCUGCUUCAUUCUUGUACAAUCUCAGCAUGAUUUUGAUUUCAAAAUCAAUCUAGCACCAAUGAACAGACUGAUGAGUUAUAUCAUGUUUCUCUUACACUAUAAUCUCAGAUGCACAAGGAGCAUGUGACUUCUUGUAAUGCUGUAUCACUUUUGUACUCAGUGAUGAUUUUGAUGGGAUUCAAAAUUAAUGAUGAGUUAUAAAAAGAUGAUGAAUUAUGGAAUAAUAUUUUUACCAAUGAUGAUGAUGCCUACCAUGAUGAAAGAAGCAAUGAACUUUUUGUUGGGAGUGAGAGCUGUGAUUUGUUCUUUGGCAGAAAUUGUCCUAUAGAGAGAGGUCUAGGAAACGACCAUGCAUUGAUGAAGGUGGAUUAAAUGAUGUCAUGGAAGCUGAAGUGUCUCGAGCACGUGUAAAAACACUCUUAAUUAUAGCACAUGGACUCAAGUUGAUUUGACAAAAAUGUGUCAUUUGGGGCAUCAUACAAUGCGAUCAGGUUAUGCAUCACAUAACAUUGUUUCUUGCUCCAAUGACAUCAUUUCAUGGAUUAAAACUUGGUCUGUCCAGCUCAAGUAAGGGUGAAAAGUUUUGCCUCAAAUAGCAUAUGAACUGCAAAGUUGAUUUUAUAGAAGAAUAAUGUUGUCACUUGAGAGCAUUGUAAUGAUCUUAUGCUUGUUUUAGUUGGAGGGACAAGGAAAGAAAUGAGAAAGCAUGGAAUUCUUUCCUCUUUACCGGUCCUUUAAUCUCCCCAUUUCCUCCUACAUGUGUGGCUAAGAAUUCUAAGGUGAGAAUUUUAAAAAUUAUUACGGUACUCUUUUAAAUGUUCUUUUGUAGAUAAACCUUUUGAUGUGCAGUACAACCAUCAAGAACUGUCACUGCCAUGGAUAUGCCCCUAAAGGAAAUCUAACGCAGACCAGAAAAUGAUAGGAGAAGCCAAUGCAAGAAUGAACUUGAAGAUGCAUGAGGUUUGGUCUAUUAACGGUGAUCGGGGCUUCUUCACUUUCAUGUAUAAACCUCCAUUUAGCCAUAAAUUCUAUCUACCAUUAGUGUAUUAUGUUAAUACAGUCCUUGGCAUACUUGUUCUGUAGUAGUAUUUAUUUUUUAAUUGAAUUUAAGUAGAAACUAGGAGGCAAAUGUUACUAAUUUAUAUUUAAUGUACUGUCAAGUGUAUAAAUUUUAUAUAUUAUA
This is a messenger RNA of Durio zibethinus, 2365 nucleotides long. NCBI's taxonomy places the organism in Eukaryota, Viridiplantae, Streptophyta, Magnoliopsida, Malvales, Malvaceae. The record is from RefSeq and is a predicted model, not a curated record.